CAGCAAUAACACAAAGAUGUCUGAGAUGCCAAACUUAAACACUUACAAGCCUUGCUCCUUGUUAAAGAAUGUUGAUAUAAAUAUGAAUAUAAGUAAACCUAAGGAAAAGGGAAGGAGUGCAUAUUCUAGAAAAUAUAAACUUGUUGCUAGCAAAUUUCAAAUAGCAACCAAUCUUCAAUAAAAUAUUUCUGAUUGAGGAAAGUGAUAAAUUUUGUGAACAUUUCGAGAAUUUGGUAGUAUAAACCAAAUUUUUAAUCAUAGGUCGCCCCUACAUUGCUCGAGAAAAGAAAGGAGUAACAGAUAGGAGCCAUUGAUUCAGCUUGGACAGAGAUCCUAAACAGAAAGCAUACAAUAAAGCAGCCUUAGAAAGCUUCGAAAUGUGUAAACAGAUUUACAAAAAUACAGAAGAUAGAAUCUGAAAAGAAAUAGAUUUAUUCAAAACAGUCCAUAAGGGUCACAUCCCUGCCUCUGGGAUCAUUACAGUUUCAAUGCAAGAGUCCAUACAAAAGAAAGCAUGGAAAUACCUAUUGGACACUGACUUGACUAAGAUUAAACCUCAGGAUAUUAAGAAGAGAAGUUCAAUUUUGGGUAAACUUGAUACAUACAAAUAAGGAGGAAGAUAUGAAUAAAAUAGAGGCAGAAUCUCCUGACUCUGUAGAUUCACAUCCUUUGAACAUAUUUUCUUCUCGUAAAAGUUCUUCGAAACAUGUUUCUAAGAAGAAAAUUCCAAAACUGAAAUCGUUAAUCUCUCAAAAGAAACAAAGAAAAAGAGGCAUUUAUAUUACUAAAAUAGAAACAACUCCUAACUCUCCUUGUAACAAAAAGAAUAAAUUACCCAAAAAUAGUGGAGUUUCUAUAAGACAAAAUCUGAGCUUCUUUGAACCACCCGAGAAAAUAGUCUCAAAAAAGAGAGGAAGGAACUCUACUUUGUCUUCCUCAUUUGAUGCUCAAAGCUCUCUGGCCCCACUUCCCGACAAAACUUUCUAUAAAAUCCGUAAAAGUCUCCGUUCAGUAGUUGAUAACUGCGACAAAUCCCUUAAAUUUCGUUCAAGUGGAAUUCCUGAGGCUAAUAACUCAAUGGAGUUAGAGAAAAUCCGACGCACAAACUACAACUACACUUGAAAAACCCUUGAGAGGCUCAACCACCACAACUCCAAAAACCUGAAACGGAACUAUGACUGGGCGAUGCUCUCCAGAGACGAACAAAAAUACACCGAAAACAAAGUAACUAAUGAGUACAAGCACAGUAUGAUCGACCCGACCAGGGCAGCUGCCAUUUUCGAAAGGACCCAGUCACUUUAUCGGAUGAUGAUGCAGUGCCAGUUACGGAAGAAGGCAGGGUAUGACCAAAUUGAGAAGGAUAGUUGUUAAGGAGGAUUAAGGAGAUGUCGA
Molecule: messenger RNA, 1392 nt
Organism: Moneuplotes crassus
Lineage: Eukaryota; Ciliophora; Spirotrichea; Euplotida; Euplotidae
Source: the annotation of a GenBank genome assembly